This is a messenger RNA of Stereum hirsutum FP-91666 SS1, 624 nucleotides long. RefSeq lists its product as uncharacterized. The transcript has a single exon. The record is from RefSeq and is a predicted model, not a curated record. NCBI's taxonomy places the organism in Eukaryota, Fungi, Basidiomycota, Agaricomycetes, Russulales, Stereaceae. The coding region runs from base 1 to 624 and encodes 207 amino acids.
AUGGCGACCCACAUUUCUCAGGGCUCUCAACGGCGCGUACGUCGCGUCAAUACAAUACAAAACCUUGGCAGGGUCGUUCUACCCACAUCCGAGUCGAUCCCUACCUCCUAUCCCCCUCUAGACCGCUUUCAUCCUAUCCUCUCUGCAAUACCGUCUGUGGAAUGCCUCAAUGCUGCAUCUACCGACGACGAGGAUAGACACACCUCCAUGAACAUUGUUCCUCCCCUCCAUGCUCAAACCCAGUUUAGCAUCAGAAUCACCGACUCGAUCCAUCUGGUCGACUCUUCCAACCUUUCUUCUUCCUUCGACGACCUUUUUGGCCAGCGAGAUAUCGACCAUGGUGUCUCUAUCCCUUCUACGCACGCUGCCACCGAUACCCUGAAACCUUCCAUCCACAAAGUCGCCACUCCUCCUUCCGACACCGCUAUGGCCCCUUCUGAUGCAGCGACCCCUUCCACUCUCGAUGUGUCUGAUCAUGGUGCUGGCAUAGCUAUGGCAGAUAAUGUCACAAAUGCAGCCUCAGCUCCCUCGUCGGUCCAUGGUCGGUCUACCAGGAGGGUGGUCGUAGUACUCAAUGGUGACUCAUACGCGAUAUCACCUGAGAAGGUCACUGAAGUUCACUAA